Molecule: messenger RNA, 989 nt
Organism: Fomitopsis serialis
Lineage: Eukaryota; Fungi; Basidiomycota; Agaricomycetes; Polyporales; Fomitopsidaceae
Exons: 4
Coding region: 1-936 (311 amino acids)
Source: RefSeq, a predicted model, not a curated record
AUGCCCGCCCUUGCUCGAUUCGUGGUGGAGUCGAUCACGCCGGCGUUGACUCGUAGCGAAGUCGAAGCCCGCGCUGUCAAAAUACGGUUCCCAUCCUCGACUCUUCCCGUCUUCCACAGCAUCAAAUUUCGUAACCAGGACUACUACGGCAAUGAUACCCUCGACUCAAUCCAUGCGCAUCCGCGGCGAAUGGGCCGGAAUGGCAACAUCGCUUCACCUGCGCGCUUUGACACCGCACUUGUGCAUGUUCGGAAUACUGACGAGCCGAGCACUGGACUGCAAGAUUUGCGAGUAGGCCAAGUGCGCGCAAUCUUCUCACUUACGAAGAACGAUGUGCAACAACUGUUCCCUCCUGGCGUCCAGGUACCGCGCCACCUCGUCUACAUUGAAUGGUUCUCGAGCUUCUCUGCUGACGCCGACGAGCGGUAUCAGAUGUACAGAGUGAAGAAGUUGACGGGGUCUGCGAAGAUCGCCUCCGUGGUACCACUUACACUAGUCAAGCAGAGUGUACACCUGUAUCCGAAAUGGGGCUACCCCAUAUGGAUGCACAUCGGGGUCAGCGCAUCUGAGAUCAGGUACGAUCUCGGAUCCCCUGCGCCGCCGCCUGCGUGGCGUCUGCCUCGGACAAGCCCGGAAGGCCGCAACCAGCCGAGCGAGCGGCGAGCGGCGAGCGGUUCCGCCCGCCGUUUGCAACCUCCUUGCGACCUCCACCAUGCCGCGUCGACCACCGCCGGAUCACCGACGUCGCAAGAGCACAGCGCGUACGACGACGGCAAGCAUGUAGGGUCACUGCCAUGCACGCAGGCGCAGCCGACGAACGGCGGGUGGAUGUGUCUGCGAGGAGCUGGUAUCGAGGACGCGGCGAUGCGCAGGACAUGCGCGUCGACCGUGAGCACGCAGGGCCAAUGCCUCGCGUGCAAGCGCAGCCGACGGUAGACCGCAGGUACGGGUGCGAGCACGAGCGCGUGAGCAGGCGGGCGGGCGGGCGG